AGAAGCAGAACAGUAGCCGAUACGACCAAGCCGCGGAAAAACGAACAAAAAGGCGGAGGAAAAACCGAGCAUAUCGCCGGUCAUUCGCAGACACACAGAUCCGCCUGAAAUUGAACCGUACCCGCCGCCUCCGCGUCGCUUCCACUCGCAGGCCAAGCAAAGCAAGCCCUCCUCGGGCGUCGGCGUUGUAGCUGAUGGCCCGCAGGUCGCCGGAGUUGUCGGCCGCGGCGGCGGUUCUGCUCGUGGUGGCGGCGCUCGCGGGCGUGGCGGCCGGCGGCGACAUCGUCCACCAGGACGACGAGGCUCCGAAGAUCCCCGGCUGCUCCAACGACUUCGUGCUGGUAAAAGUGCAGACCUGGGUCAACAAAAGAGAGAGCGAUGAAUUUGUUGGUGUUGGUGCUCGGUUUGGCCCUACGAUAGAGUCAAAGGAAAAGCAUGCCAACCGAACAAGACUGUUGCUAGCAGACCCUCCUGAUUGCUGUACCCUUCCCAGAGAGAAGGUUGAUGGAGAUGUUUUGUUAGUGGAGAGGGGAAACUGUAAGUUCACCACAAAAGCUAAGGUUGCUGAAUCUGCUGGUGCUUCUGCCAUUAUAAUCAUCAAUGAUAAACAUGAGUUAUACAAGAUGGUGUGUGAGAGCAAUGAAACAGAUCUAGAUAUUAAUAUACCCGCAGUUCUUCUGCCAAAAGAUGCAGGCUCCGCUUUACAAGGGCUUCUCUCAUCUGGUCAAGUUUCAGUGCAGCUAUAUUCUCCAGAUCGUCCUCUGGUUGAUACAGCAGAGGUGUUUCUAUGGCUUAUGGCAGUUGGUACCAUUCUUUGUGCAUCAUACUGGUCAGCAUGGAGUGCUCGAGAAGCAGAUAUUGAACAAGAGAAGCUCCUGAAGGAUGGCCGUGAAAUUCCAGCAAACUUUGAGGCUGAAGGUUCUAAUGGUAUGGUAGAUAUCAACAUGGCAUCAGCAAUACUAUUUGUUGUGAUCGCGUCAUGCUUCUUGAUAACGCUCUACAAGCUGAUGUCUCACUGGUUUGUGGAGCUUCUGGUGGUUAUAUUUUGCAUAGGAGGUGUAGAGGGUCUGCAAACAUGCUUGGUGGCCUUAUUGUCAAGAUGGUUUAAACCUGCUGCGGAAUCAUUUGUGAAAGUGCCAUUUUUCGGAGCUGUUUCAUACCUCACAUUGGCAGUUUGCCCAUUUUGCAUUGUAUUUGCUGUUCUGUGGGGUGUCUAUCGUCGGUUGCCCUAUGCUUGGAUUGGCCAAGAUAUUCUUGGUAUUACAUUGAUUGUUACUGUCAUCCAAAUUGUUAGGAUACCAAACCUCAAGGUGGGUUCUGUCCUCCUGAGCUGUGCCUUCUUGUAUGACAUCUUCUGGGUUUUUAUCUCCAAGAUGUUGUUCCAUGAGAGUGUGAUGAUUGUGGUUGCACGUGGUGAUAAGACUGACGAAGAUGGUGUGCCCAUGCUUUUAAAGAUCCCACGGAUGUUUGAUCCAUGGGGUGGAUACAGCAUCAUAGGCUUUGGUGAUAUCCUUCUUCCUGGGCUGUUAAUUGCUUUUGCGUUAAGGUAUGACUGGGCUGCCAAGAAGACCUUGCAAUCUGGCUACUUUUUGUGGUCGAUGGUGGCCUAUGGUUCUGGUCUCCUAAUUACAUAUGUUGCCUUGAAUCUUAUGGAUGGCCAUGGCCAGCCAGCUCUUCUUUACAUAGUGCCUUUCACGAUUGGUACCUUCUUAGCUCUCGGCAGGAAAAGAGGUGAACUCAGAAACCUCUGGGCAAGAGGACAGCCAGAGAGGGUCUGUACGCAUACACAUCCAUCCCCGAAGAACUCCAGUGUUCCAGUAAGCACGUAAUCAUAAAUAAAGGCUAACCUGAUGGGCCUGGGCCUGGAGAAUGUUGCUGGUAACCCUUAUGUAUUCCCUGUUGUAAAGUGGUUCCCUAAUGUACCCUUAGUAAGUUAGCAGGCUCCGAUAUUGUAAUCCCUGUUGUAAAGUGGUUCCCUAAUGUCAGUCAAAAAGUAGCAAUCCAUUGUAUAGGAGGGCUGAGAUACGUAACUCUGUCACUAUAUAAAGAUGCGGGAAGUGUAGGAUUUUAGCUCGGUAUUUCCCAGAACUCUUCUACGAGUAGUAUAUACAUGUCUUUGCAAUUUCGAAAUAUACUGGGUAUGUUGACAUACU
Molecule: messenger RNA, 2153 nt
Organism: Phragmites australis (common reed)
Lineage: Eukaryota; Viridiplantae; Streptophyta; Magnoliopsida; Poales; Poaceae
Product: signal peptide peptidase-like 4
Exons: 14
Coding region: 195-1829 (544 amino acids)
Biological process (GO): membrane protein proteolysis
Cellular component (GO): Golgi-associated vesicle membrane; lumenal side of endoplasmic reticulum membrane; lysosomal membrane
Molecular function (GO): aspartic endopeptidase activity, intramembrane cleaving
Source: RefSeq, a predicted model, not a curated record